Molecule: messenger RNA, 4572 nt
Organism: Sceloporus undulatus (fence lizard)
Lineage: Eukaryota; Metazoa; Chordata; Lepidosauria; Squamata; Phrynosomatidae
Gene: RAP2A
Product: RAP2A, member of RAS oncogene family
Exons: 2
Coding region: 179-730 (183 amino acids)
Biological process (GO): Rap protein signal transduction; negative regulation of cell migration
Cellular component (GO): plasma membrane
Molecular function (GO): GTP binding; GTPase activity; GDP binding
Source: RefSeq, a predicted model, not a curated record
GAAGCUAGCGAAGGAGGAGGAAGAGGAGGACCAGAAGCAGGGCGGCCGCGGCCUGUGAAGGUGGUUCCUCCUCUGUCUUUCCUGGGCGCCAUGGCGGGGCCAGAGGAGGAGGCGGGGGCGAUGGAGGCCUCAGGGGGGUGAAUGUUGGCGGCGGCGGUGGCCCUGGUCGGUAAGGAGGAUGCGGGAGUACAAGGUGGUGGUGCUGGGCUCGGGCGGGGUGGGCAAGUCGGCGCUGACGGUGCAGUUCGUGACGGGGACCUUCAUCGAGAAGUACGACCCCACCAUCGAGGACUUCUACCGCAAGGAGAUCGAGGUGGACGCCUCGCCCUCGGUGCUGGAGAUCCUGGACACGGCGGGCACCGAGCAGUUCGCCUCCAUGAGGGACCUCUACAUCAAGAACGGCCAGGGCUUCAUCCUCGUCUACAGCCUCGUCAACCAGCAGAGCUUCCAGGACAUACGGCCCAUGCGGGACCAGAUCAUCCGCGUCAAGAGGUAUGAGAAGGUGCCUGUAAUCUUGGUUGGAAAUAAAGUGGACCUGGAGAGUGAGAGGGAAGUGUCAUCGAGUGAAGGUAGAGCUCUGGCCGAAGAAUGGGGUUGCCCGUUUAUGGAGACUUCUGCUAAAAGUAAAACAAUGGUGGAUGAGCUCUUUGCAGAGAUUGUCAGACAGAUGAACUAUGCCUCUCAGCCAGAUAAAGAUGACCCAUGCUGUUCUGCAUGUAAUAUACAAUAGCAUUCCGAAUGAUGGAAUUGGACCCAGUUGGCUGUAUUUUUGGUAAGGUUAUACAACUGGCUACUUCACUUCGUGAUUUAAAGUUGGGUCUUGUGGGAUAAAUCCAAAGUGGAGUCACGACAUUAACUCUAAAAGGAACCUUGAAGUUGAUCUGUGUAGCAAAAGAAUUGGGGAUAAGCUUCUAAAGUUCACUUACCUGCAGCACAUCUCCUACACCUGCAACUCUGUGGCAUAGCCAACAGUUUUACAGGGUGAGCACAAACAAUGUGUGUUGGCUUUGUCAGGUGCCAGCUACAGCUCUAAGCUAAGAGUUGAUGAUGGUGAAAAGGAGAGCACCAGCAAAAGACCCUUUGCACUCUGCAUAUUCUCUACUGAUAAGUAAAAGUUAACAAAAUUUGUGUGUCUGCAUAUUGAAUUUCAGGACUUGUCCCUUGUGGCCAAGCUCACUCAGUCAAAUAUGCUAAUCUCAUCUUUGACACAAGUGUUAGUAGGAUUUUUGGCAAAUUGAUGUGGUUUUCUCCCCCUUCCCCCCCUCCUUAAAUUUGAUUAUUUUCUAUGAUCCCAUCAUGCGAAAAGGAAAAUAUUCUAUCAUUACUUGAAAGUAAAGUGAGGAGCUCUGAAAAAAACCAACGGCUUGAGAAGAGAACAGUGGGACAUUGGAAUGUGUUAAAAUAUUCUGCUUUGCUGCUCAAACGUAGUGGAUUGCUUCGGAUGCUGUUCAGUCAAGAAACCAAACAAACCCUCUGUUUACAAAGCAGGCAAUGUGUUCAUCUCUUUACUGAACCAAGAAGAAGCAACUGUGAUGGGGGUAAAAAAAUUGCUUAGCCUUACUAACGAAGAAAGUUUUUAGCACAUUAACAAGUACCACCUUGUAAGGAAAAUGAAGCCAUGUUGUAUCCAGAUGUUCCUUCUUGCAGAAACCUCAUGGGGACUGUGAGCAUCCUGCAUUCUUCAGUUUAAGGAUACCAGUUUCUUUCUUGCCUUUAAGGGCUAUGUCUUUGAUGUGAUAUUCCCAACUAACAUAUGGAAUUCAAAUUUGCCAUUUUAUAGCUUUAAUGUUGGCAAUUUCGUUAAAUGAAAUAACUGUGUGAAGUUACUUUGGCUCAGAAGUUGAAUACACAAUAUUGUAAUUCUGUAUGUGAGCAAGAAAGAGGUUCUUGUCUUCAGUUGCCUAACAUGCUAGUCAGGUGCUGCUGCCAUACAGUGAUCCUGUUGCCCUGGUUAUUGCUGUGACAAGUAGUGAGUGAAAACAUUGUUUUGAAAUGGUGCUCUGCCUCUGAUCUUAAUUUUCAUAGCAGUGAAAUACUUUAUAAUUUGCAUGACUUAACAGCACCUGUUAUAUCUAUUCUGAUGUCUUACAAUCAAGGAAGUCUCCAAUCAGAAUGUCUAAGGUUGAAAUGCUGGAGUGAUCAUGUUGAGCUGGACCUUUAUGGAUUAAAUUUGGCCUUUAAAAUGCAAUAUCACUGAGCCUGUGGUCCAAAUGCCACCCCACCGAUUGGUUUCUCAAUCUUGUGAAGUAGCUGUGUAGUGUUUUGUGGAGACGAGUGGAGAUGAGUGUGUGUCUUGUGAGUGUGUAUGUGUGUGUAUGUGUAUGUGUUGGUGGGUGGGUGGGUGUGGAAACUUUUACAAAUGCUGUAAUGAACUUGAGUUCUGAGAUGUUUGCCUCCAUCAGCAGAAAAACAGCCUGCAAUCUAAAGUGUGUUUGAAGAAAAUACAAAAACAUGAGACAACACUUUGCCACUUUAUUUCUUACACAGCAGAAUACUUGUCAUUUAGUUUACUUUCCUAGUGAUUUGCUAAUAAUGAUGGAUGAUCAUGGGCCGCUAUUGCCUUAGUCCUUGCAUGAUUUUUUUUUUCAUAAUCAAGAAACAAAGAGUGUAAUGCUAAACAUGAAGUCCUACUCUAGAAAUGUAACUCUAUCCCAGGCAGCUUGGACAGCCUUGAAAGUUGUGGCACCUUUAGUACAUCUCAUAUUGACAACUUGCAUGCGUUCAGGGAGAGGAAAACUAUCAGCAGUUCACACUCCCUGAAAUAUCUGAGGAAUGUUAUACGGCUGUAGAUUUGUCUGUUAAGAAAAUAACAAGUCUCACCUCUCAGAUAAGAAUGAGGUAAGCAAUUAGAACCUUAAUUUUGAUUGCAUAUUUUGCCGAUUUGAUUAAAAAGAGUUUCCUGUUUUGCAUGUCAAAUUGUUAAUGUAGUCAUAAGUAAAAUGAAUGACAGGCACACAUGGAAUUUCUGGUAAAAAUGGGCAUGAUUUUCAUGUAGAAGUCCUCACAUAACAUGGUAGUUUUGAACAAAAUAACAAUUCAGAGUACUUCCAUAGUAACACUUCAUUGCUAUUUUAGAGGCAAAGCAUUGUGUGUUCCCAGAAAAGUGUAACCAUUGUAUGAAAUACAUAAUUUCCAGGAGACUGUUUGCUACUUGGAUCCUGCUUACAUGGCUAUAGUGGGACACUCAAGGGUAUAUUUAAUGAAAAUAUUUUAAAUCAGCAGAAGGGGUAUUAAAGGCUACAGAUAAUCACAUUUACAUGGGUUUUCCCCUCAUGACAUGUGUUUAGGCCAGUGAAGGGGUAAAUCACAGAUAAAAUAGGUGUCUGGUGUCACCAGUUGUCUAGUGCCAAUCCAAGCAGUGCCAGUGUUGUGUGGUUCCUCUCUCUCUUCCUGUGGUGCUGAUGAGGUUCUUGCUCUUCUAGCCAUAACUUUGAUGCAUCUGUCUUUUUAUAUUAGUUUUCAUUGGCUGACACUGAAGAUAGGCUUAAAGAAACUAGGCAAGGUGAUGGUCAGCCUCCCUCUCAACUGGGCUACUUGACAACCCUGGCUGAAUGCCUCUGGAUGUAUGGCACUUUUCAGAUGUAAACCUUGCAAUCUUCCAACAAAAUGCCAUAGCGGAGUUUCUCCAUUUAUAGAUAUUGCAGUGUGGCACAUUGGCAUGCAUCAGUGCCAUUAUAGAUCUUGGAAGUUGCUUGUCAAGGAUGACUGCUUAUUUUUGUAUCCCAAUCAGAUUCCAAUGAUAGUCCAUUAUUUUGGGUAUAACAUGCCUUAAAAUAUUAUCAUUUGAUCCAAAGACCCACUGUUCUUUAGCUAUUCUUGUAGAGCUUUGUAUUUUUCUGCAGCUGGCUUUUUUUAAGUUGAUACUGUUGUAGGAUGUUCAACUUCUUUUGAAAACAUUUUGUCCCCUCUUACAAAAGUAGAUCAAACCAGCAUCUGUUCUAAAAGUUGUUAAAGAUAAGCCCUCCCCUGCUCGCCCAUCCAGUCCACAGCCUUCCACUUAUUGAUAGCAGCUUUUGAGGACUUCUUGGACUUCCUCUCCUGGUAGGACCAACAAUAGACUUUAAUUCCACUCCUGUUUUAAAAGUAGCAUUAGGUUCUGUGGGCAGACUUACCAGUAUUUAUUUUCAACAUGACACAUGCUGCCUAAAGAUGUUGUCCGUUUAAGGUGAGGGGAUUCAUGGCUUUUCACCAGUAUGCAACUGAAGCACUGAUUGGACUGUAAUUACAAAACUCCAUGACAAAGAAAAUUUGGCAACUGCAGCAAUUUAAAUGUGCAUGGUUCCUCUGUCAGUUCUUGAUCAGGGUUUCCAGAAGGGAUUGCAGUGUGUUUUUGAAAACUAGGUGUAAUAAUUGACCGUUUGGGAUAUCCUAGAGUUGAAUAAAGAUACUUAACAGUUAAUGAUUGAGCUGUGUUACAACUGAUAGCUGGAAAAAUGGAGUACGUUUUGUAAGGUGUCAGUUGUUUAAAUCAAGAGGUUUCAAAAUAAGUCAAAUUGUACAUAGAACUCAAUGCAGACUCAGCAGUUGUAUUUGGAGUUAAAUUAUUUUAACAAAUAAAUUUAUUUAAUGAAA